AUGACUAUUUUCAAAUUAUACAUUCUACUUUGCCUUUUUCUAUUAACAGAAAGUCAGGAAAUCUCAAAAAAGUGUAUUUGUGGACACGUCCGCGAUUAAACUUAAUGUUAAAACUCAGGCUUUUGCAUUUGGGAGAAUGGGGUUUGUGUUCUAAGAUCAGCUCACACAUAUAUUUAAGAGAAUUAAGAGUAGAUUACAUGUAAAAAUUUUGCAGAAGAAGAUUGUAGAUUAUAGAAGUAAUGUGGUUUUUAUUUGGGUCAUUGUGUUAAUUUUGUUAACUGCCUAGUAUUCAACAAAGAUGAAUGCUAAAAAUCUUCUUAUAGAUGUGUUUCUGAUGGAGGAAUGUGUGUUGAGAUUUUGGAAUGUAAUAACUACAAAACAGAGACAGGAUGUGCAAAUUAGAAUUAAAACGGAAGAUACUGUUUUUGGGUUUAAGAAAAGGAAAAGAAAUGUCGUGACGUAAUUUUGUGCGAAGAACUGCCAAAAUAUUUAUUGAGCCAUAUUAUUUGUAAAUAAGCUCUAGAUGGUUGUACCGUAAAUGAACUCGGCUAUGGAUGUAUGGGAUAAAAGGAUUAAUGCACUUAAUACUAAAAGGAGUUUUAAUGCUUUGAAAGCAAAUCCAAAUCUUAAAACUGCUUUUGGGAUUCAAAAAAUGAUAAAUGUGUUGAAAAAAUGUGUGAAAAUCUCAAUUUUUCAUAAGAUUAUGAGUGUAAAUCUUAUUUAAGUUAAUGUACUACAAAUGGAAUUCAUUGUGUAUAAAGAAAGCAAUGUAGCGAUGCUGAAAAUAAAUAUGGUUGUGUUACAGAUGCCUAGGGAAAUAAAUGUGAAUAUCAUAAUAAUUAAUGUAAAAUCAAAAGUUGUGACACUGCUUUGGAUUCCCUUUAAAAUUAUUAAUAAUGCUAAGAUUAUGACAAUAAACUAGAUUGUGUAUCUUCUGAAAAUGGAGGAUGUAAAUAAAGACCGUAAACAUGCGAAGGUUAUGCUAAUUAAAUAGAUUGUUACUCAAUCGAAAUAUAGGAUUGUGUAUGGUAUAACGAUAAAUGUGAAAAAAGGACAUUCAAACAGAUUGUAAGAAAUAUGGAAAUUGUAUGGGUAAACUUGGUGGUGGUUGUUAAGAGACACCACAAUCUUGUGAUGACAUUUUAUAAGAAGAAUUUUGUGAAUUUGAUUAUAAUAAACAAAGAUGCCUUUGGAUAUAAGGGAUGUGCACAUAUUUUGAAUGUAAUAAAUUGA
Paramecium tetraurelia is the source of this 1233-nucleotide messenger RNA. RefSeq lists its product as uncharacterized. Lineage: Eukaryota; Ciliophora; Oligohymenophorea; Peniculida; Parameciidae. The record is from RefSeq and is a predicted model, not a curated record. The transcript is spliced from 2 exons.